UCUACCUCCAUGUCGGACGCGCCGACGCUUAGCAUCACGCUACUUGGCGCUGGGCAGGAAGUGGGAAGGUCAUGUUGUGUCUUACAAUACCGGGGCAAAACCAUUGUGUGCGAUACUGGUGUGCACCCUGCGUAUAGUGGGAUGGCAUCUUUACCGUUCAUUGAUGAGCUGGAUUGGAGCACCGUUGAUGCUAUUCUCAUCACCCAUUUCCAUCUUGACCAUGCCGCUGCGUUGACCUACAUCACCGAAAAAACGAAUUUCAGGGACGGCAAGGGCAAAGUUUACAUGACGCAUCCUACAAAAGCUCUGCACAAAUUCAUGAUGCAGGACUUUGUUAGAAUGAGUUCGACCUCGUCUGACGCGCUGUUUUCACCAAUCGACAUGGCCAUGUCCCUUGCCUUCAUUAUUCCUGUCUCUGUCCACCAGCUCAUCACGCCUUGCUCUGGCGUUUCUUUUACCCCGUACCACGCUGGCCACGUUCUCGGCGCUUGCAUGUUUCUCAUUGAGAUUUUUGGUGUGAGGAUACUCUAUACAGGCGACUACUCGCGCGAAGAAGACCGACAUCUGGUCAAAGCGGAACUCCCUCCAAUACGACCUGACGUGCUCAUAGUCGAAAGCACAUACGGUGUUCAAAGUCUAGAAGGUCGACCUGAAAAAGAACAUCGCUUCACAAGUCUCGUCCAUCAAAUUAUCCGACGCGGAGGCCACGUUUUGCUCCCAACAUUUGCACUCGGCCGCGCGCAAGAGCUGUUGCUUAUUCUUGACGAGUACUGGAAACGGCAUCCCGACCUCCACAAUGUUCCAAUCUACUAUGCUUCUGGGCUGGCGCGCAAGUCAAUGGCUGUCUAUCAAACCUACAUCCACACCAUGAACUCCAAUAUCAGAACGCGAUUCGCUAAACGAGACAACCCUUUCGUCUUCAAGUACAUCUCCAAUCUACCUCAACCUCGCGGUUGGGAGAAGAAGAUCGCUGAAGGACCACCUUGUGUUGUUCUGGCCAGCCCCGGUUUUAUGCAAAGCGGACCGAGUCGUGAACUGUUUGAACUCUGGGCGCCGGAUUCUCGCAAUGGACUUAUUGUCACCGGUUAUUCGGUGGAGGGUACCCUGGCUAGGGACAUCAUGACUGAACCAGAAGAGUUUGAGUCGGUCAAGGGAGGGAUGAUCCCUCGGAAAAUUUCUGUGGCGUACAUCUCGUUCAGCGCCCAUGUCGAUUACUCGCAAAACUCAGAGUUCAUUGAACUCGUCAAGGCCCAACAUGUGGUCCUCGUUCAUGGCGAACAGACCGCAAUGGCGCGACUAAGGGCAGCCAUGACAUCCAGAUACAAAGAGCGCGACGAGGACGUGAAAAUUCAUACUCCGCGCAAUCUCGAGACUCUGAAUCUAUCGUUCCGGGGAGAACGAGUUGCCAAGGCGAUCGGGACAAUGGCUGAUAAGCCGCCACGACCAAACGAUGUGCUCUCUGGUUUACUGGUGUCCAAAGACUUUUCGUAUACGUUGCUGGAUCCGCGUGACCUGAAGGAUUUUGCUGGUCUGUCGACGUGUACGGUGACCCAGCGGCAGAGGAUAGCGCUGGGGGUGAGGUGGGAGCUGGUCCGAUGGCAUUUGGAGGGGAUGUUUGGAGAGGUGGAGGAGGGUGUUGAUAAAGAAGGGGUCGCUGUCAUGCGGAUUAUGGGCGCAAUUGAUGUGAGGCAUACGCAAGAGCACGAGCUUACUCUGGAGUGGGAGUCGAGCGCGAGCAACGAUAUGCUAGCGGAUUCAACACUGGCACUCAUCACAGGGAUCGAGAAGAGUCCUGCAUCCGUAAAACUUACUUCACACUUACAUAGUCAUGACCACCCGCAUUCUGAUCACAAUGAUGCGAUACGACGGGAGCACAGAAUCGCGUGGUUCUUCGAAGCACAUUUUGAAGAAGUUGAGCUGCACGAAGGAGACGAACUUGAGCAGGGCGAGGAUGUCAAGGGGUGCACACUGGUGGUGAGGCUCGACGAGUCUCUAGCUGUUAUUGAUCUAGAUGCUUUGGUGGUUCAUUGCUCUAAUGAAGCACUGAAAAAGCGUGUAGAAACCGUGUUAGAUAUGGCAGUGACUACGGUCACGUCGCUUGGGCAGGCGUUCGUCUCCAAAGCGUCUGGACUUGUUGAGGGAGGGCAAUCUACUGAGGACGAGACGGAGCUCGAAAUCCAUGAUUAG
Messenger RNA from Mycena indigotica, 2187 nucleotides. RefSeq lists its product as uncharacterized. The coding region runs from base 10 to 2187 and encodes 725 amino acids. The record is from RefSeq and is a predicted model, not a curated record. Gene Ontology annotation, molecular function: RNA endonuclease activity; 5'-3' exonuclease activity; RNA binding. Gene Ontology annotation, cellular component: mRNA cleavage and polyadenylation specificity factor complex. The transcript has 13 exons. Gene Ontology annotation, biological process: mRNA 3'-end processing by stem-loop binding and cleavage. NCBI's taxonomy places the organism in Eukaryota, Fungi, Basidiomycota, Agaricomycetes, Agaricales, Mycenaceae.